CUUUGAAAGAAACUCCGCCCUAACAAAGUUCGGUCCACUUUUAUUGUUUAAUUAGUUUAAAGUUCACGUGGCACAAGACGUGACGAUGCCCGUGCAAAGCGUACCGCUUCGAGAUGCGUCGAUUCACUAUCGUUUACUUCAUCAGUAUCUAUUUCUCCUGAAGAAAUAUCCCAUUCUGACUAAAUCUGUAACAAGUGGCAUCCUCUCAGCCUUGGGAAAUCUUCUUUCUCAGAUUUUGGAGGCGAGAAAAAAGGCCCAAAGUAAUGCUUCAGCCAAAGAGAUUGACACAGCUGGUGCUGCACGGUUUGCUAUUUAUGGUUUGUUCAUUACUGGACCAGUCAGUCAUUACUUUUACCAGUUGAUGGAGAUGUGGAUGCCAACUACAGAUCGAUACUGUGUCAUCAAACGUCUCUUAUUGGAUCGUCUUGUAUUUGCUCCCGGCUUCCUGAUGAUUUUCUACUUCGUGAUGAACAUACUGGAGGCAAAAGGGUCGGAUGACUUUUUAAAGAAGAUUAGAGGAAGUUACUGGACUGCUCUGAAGAUGAACUGGAAAGUUUGGACACCUUUCCAGUUCAUAAACAUCAAUUUUGUGCCUGUUGAGUUCCGAGUGCUAUUUGCCAACAUGAUCGCCUUAUUUUGGUAUGCUUACCUUGCAACGGUGAGAAAAUGAAACCUCCGAAGGUUUCAACUGGAAAAAAAAAAGAAUCUGGAGCAUGUCGGUAUGAUUGUGAAUGCCAGAAAACUGAGAUUCUACUGCCAGCUGUCCGACGGUUAACUGACGCGGACAAUCAUUAACACUUGACAAUGACUUUAACACUGUGAUCUAAUUUUGGAUACUUGACUGAUUAUGUAAGAGAACAUCAGAAUAAAUGCAGUUUCUAUUAUUAAUGAUAAUAAUCACUCUCAAAACAUAAUGGCUUUACCACUGAAAACACUGUAAAUAAAUAUUUAAAAGUUAAAAGAAUGUCAAACUCAAUUCACCUGGAAAAUGUUACAGUUCAUCUUAGGCUCACCCUGACCCUUCACCCUAAAGCCCAAUAUCCAAAUGUUUUGUGAUUAGUGAAUGUGUAAAAAUUAUCAUAAUAAUAAAA
This is a messenger RNA of Hippocampus comes (tiger tail seahorse), 1091 nucleotides long. It is a transcript of the gene pxmp2, whose product is annotated as peroxisomal membrane protein 2. The transcript is spliced from 5 exons. Lineage: Eukaryota; Metazoa; Chordata; Actinopteri; Syngnathiformes; Syngnathidae. The record is from RefSeq and is a predicted model, not a curated record. Bases 86 to 670 code for a protein of 194 amino acids. Gene Ontology annotation, cellular component: cytoplasm; peroxisomal membrane.